AUGGAGCCGCGGGAAAGCCUCGACGACGAGGGCGCGCCUCCGCAAGCCUACCGUGACGACGAAAACGCGACGACACUUCCUGCCGAGUCAGCCGACGCCAUCGCGACUCCCGAGACAUCCGGUCAAGAGCACGACACCCCACAAGAGCCCUAUUACGCCAACAAGUACAUCCCGCCGCGGUUGCAACGUGUAUGGAACAAUGUUGUCGUAUGGGUCAAGGGUCCACAACCGCCCCGACCCUGGAAGAUACACCCUUUCUUCCCCAAGAUACAGACUGCGCCAAUCCAGUUGUUGAACAACUAUUUUCCUGAGAGAAGACAAAAGAUCGGCCUGUUGGUCUUUUUCUACUUCUGCUGGAUCCUGACCUUUGGCUUGGUCCUGCAUCGUAGCGCGUUUGCAGCGGACAUUCCUGGAUAUGGCAGCCCCGUGCGAAUACGGUGUACGGAUCGCUUCUGGGACGAUGGCAAUGGCUGCGGGCUCAACGGCGAUCUAUGUCGACCCUUUGAGAACAGCACCAUGCCUUUCCGCUGCCCCGCAAACUGUAAACGCGUGCAAUUGCUUAAUCCACAUGCUGUUGGUGACAAGAAUGUCAACUAUCGUCCAUUGGUUAUUGGCGGACCCACCGACGAGGAAAACACGCUGGAGAACACAUAUUACCGCGCCGACUCUUUCAUCUGCGGGGCUGCUAUCCAUGCUGGCUUCAUAAAUGACGCGUCGGGUGGCUGUGGAGUUGUUGCGCAGGUUGGCGAGAAGACUGACUACCCCAGCGUAAACAGGAGACACAUCAAGAGCAUUGGCUUUGAUUCGUAUUUCCCGCGCUCCUUCUCCUUUUUGCCCGGUACGGCAGCCAAAUGUCGCGACUUGCGGUGGCCAUUACUAGGCGUAUCGCUGACCUUUACCAUCCUGUUGUCUUUAUUUACUACCUCACCAUCCGUCUUCUUUACCUCCAUCUUUGUCGGUGUCUUCUUCCACGUUGCACUGGCAUCUGACCCUCCCAACUUGACUGAUUAUUACUCCAUAAUCAGUAUUGCUCUGUCACGCUUCCUUCCCGCGUCAUUCUGCAUGUAUGCUGUCUACCGGUUUGCAGUGCGUCGCCAACUGCAAGGUCUUCACGCACAAGUAGAGAAAACCAUCCUCUGGCUCGGAGGAUGUUGGAUCGGCGCUCUGAACAACUACACCUUCGACAAGAUUCCCAUAGAGCGUCUUACACCCCACGAUAUCAAGAACCAGCCAGGCGCUAUUCCUGCGCUUAUCAUUAUCGUCCUCACCCUCUUCGUCAUCGCUCUGGGACAGGCAUGGUCAUUCCGCGUCGAAGGUCGUCUACCGCGUUACCUUGCCCUCUACGGCAUUCUGGUGGCUGGCAUCCUGGCACUUGUUGCCAUACCAAGGAUGAACGUCCGCAUCCACCACUACAUCCUCGGCCUACUCCUUGUACCUGGCACAUCCAUGCAAACACGCCCCUCGCUUCUCUUCCAAGGCAUUUUGAUCGGCCUCUUCAUCAACGGGACCGCACGCUGGGGCUUUGCCAGUAUCCUCGAGACGCCUGGCGCACUUCGUGGUGACGCGCCCAUCGGGACCGUACUCCCACUCAUCACUGCGCCUAUCAUCCACAACAACUUCAAUCUCCACCAUCUGAGGCCCAACAUCACCUUCGAUUGGCAAUACCCAUUCCCUGAGCCUUAUGAUGGAAUGAGCGUUCUGGUCAAUGAUGUAGAAAGGUACCAUGAAUACGCUGACCGUAUGGAGGAAAGCUGGACGUGGACUAGACACAUGGAAGGCGUGAACGAAUACUUUCGAUUCGCUUAUAUAAGAGGCGGUGGAAGGGGGGAUUACACGAAAGCAGGAGUUUGGAGAGCGGAUGGUGGCUGGACAGACAUGGCCUCCGGGCCAUCGUAA
Alternaria incomplexa is the source of this 1896-nucleotide messenger RNA. RefSeq lists its product as uncharacterized. The transcript has a single exon. Lineage: Eukaryota; Fungi; Ascomycota; Dothideomycetes; Pleosporales; Pleosporaceae. The record is from RefSeq and is a predicted model, not a curated record. The coding region runs from base 1 to 1896 and encodes 631 amino acids.